Molecule: messenger RNA, 4926 nt
Organism: Psylliodes chrysocephalus
Lineage: Eukaryota; Metazoa; Arthropoda; Insecta; Coleoptera; Chrysomelidae
Source: the annotation of a GenBank genome assembly
CUGAAGAACGCCGCAGACAUCGUCGAGCUGUACACAACGCGGCACCGUGAGAACCCAACAUUAGUUAAACCCAAAUUAAGUCGCGCUCCUAAUGACAGUUUCGAAAUGAUGUGAAGUGGUUCGAGCAUUUUUUUAUAGCCAGUGACAUGGAGACUUUCAACUGUGUUCCUAACGUCACUAAAUCCAAACUCAGGCCGCAUUUGACAGGGAAUUUUUACCACAAUGUGUCAAGAGGCAUGCGACCCAUCGGGAGUGAAUAUGCAGUGCCUAGUUGCACAGGACGUAGAUCAACCUCAUCACUCACACUUACGUACCCAUGGCAAGAAAGACCACCACCCACACCAGUUUCUUGCGUAGGAGUGGAGUACAAAUCUUCAAAAGGCAAAUUGUGUUCCAUAGCUUUAGCUGUAGCAUCGUUCGUAGUUUUAGUAGCAGUGCUAGCAAUCGCUGGGUUAGCGCUGUACAUGGGUGUCUUGCAUACCGAAACCCCAAAUGCACUCCUUACAUUUAGCUGUAGUGCGAAGAUUCUUAAAGGAGACAGAUUCAUAGGAGCUCUACAAGAAAAAGCUCGUAGAUAUAAACGAAACUUCGAAGCCAUGUACCAAAGGAGCAUUUUAGGUCAAGCUUUUAUAUCUUGCAUUAUCGAUAAAUUCGGAAACGAUACUGUGACUAUUUAUUUUAAGCUUGCUUUCAAUCGUAUGAAAUUAUCCAAGAACGUAUCGAACAUAGAGAAAGCUAUCAAAGAUAUCUUAAUAACAGACGCAAUCUCUAGGCAUCCUGUAUUCAAAAACAUUCGAUUCGAUGCCAGGCAUAUUACAGUAAGACAAGUAUUAAGUAACGAUGUUGUUCAACAUAUAAACCCCAGCUCAUCUCUGAUCAUACCAUCUGAUCAUUCAACUAUCGCAAUUUCGUCAAAAAAUAACGGCAUUUUGAAAUCAUUUAACAAAACAUCACCAGCACUUACUAUUCCUGCUAAAAAACCAGCUGCAACCGAAGAACUAGAGCAAAUUAAAGAUGAAGAUUUACCAGUUGUCCAAGGAUCAUUUAAAAUAAGUAAAACAGACGCUGAUAUUACAGAGAAAAAGACUGAACUAUCCACUAUCAAGCCAAAACCUACACAACCUUCUAUUAAAAAAACUACGUUCAAAGAAUCUUCUGUAACAAGUGCAUUGUAUAAAAUAGCCGCUGUAGAAAAAGUUACCAAAAAAACUAACUCUAUAAAUGAAGAAUUUGAUAAUACUACUCCUAAAUCAUCGACUACUUCAACUACUACCGUUAAACCUAGUACCGCUGCUACUGAACAAUCUACCAAAACAGUUUUCUUACUCAAUCCUUUCGAUGAAGCACCUUGGAUUCCUAUACUUCCAAACAUGUCGCCCAUUGGUGAUCAACCUCCUUAUAAAACAGCAUUGAAUAAUCCAUAUUAUUUAAAUCCAACUGUACCGACUAUAACAGCCGAACAUCCUGUAUAUACCAGCUUCACUAAUCCAGGUUUAUCUUUAAAUUUCAAUGACGCAGAAAGAUUGGGUUCUACAAGUCUCAAAAGCCAUCCCAUUCCAGUAAACAAAAUAUUUUUUACUGAAUCAGUAACUGAUUCAAUUAAAGAUUAUUCAACUCCUGGUAAUAUAGUACCUUUAACUGAAACCACCACACAAGCCUUUAAAGAAAUAAAACUCAGUGAAUUAUUAGAGUACCCAGUUCAGGUAAAUAAAGUACCCUCGACUACAGAAAUAAAUAAAGUGAGCAAGGACGACAUAACCGAACCUGUGACAACAUCAAAAGCUGAUUCGUUAGAGUUUGUUGAGAUUGAAACUUUUAAAUAUGUGCCCACUAAAAAGGAAGAAGAAUCACCGGAAAAGAGGGAACAAUUGCUAAGGAACAUUUCAUCAAUUUUUCAUACAUUAGCUUCCUCUUUGGAUACUUCAAAUUUAAACAUCACUCUAGUAGAGUCUAGUAGUAGUAAGCCAAAGGAAGACGAAAUUGUUUCGGGUCAAGGUCAAGUAGAAGUCGUAGUAGAAGAUGUAGAUGAUCUAGUACAGCACACUACAAAGCAUUCUUUAGUUACAUUACUUCCAGUAAAGUCAAAUUCUGGUAUUGGCAGACCUAUAAGGAAAAGACCGUUUAAUUCAGAUGAAGCAAAUAUGUCUGUUGAAAAUAGAAGUUUUCCAACUAAUACAGCUAAAAAAGAAACUAAAAAUAUCAACGAAGAUUUUAAAAUUAUGGGGAUAUUAAAUUUCGCAACAGAGGAAUCUGUUGAUAAUAGCUAUUCUGAUCUACUUAGAUAUCCCAAAAUGGAUUUUGAAUUAUCUUUAGAAGAACCAUCCAAUGCUAGUGAUUUGGUUAUGUAUUUGAGCAAUUCUUCUGAUUCGGUUGAGAGGGACAAUUCGAAUAUACUGACAGCAGACGAAAUUAAACAAUUAGCAGAAAUAAGUAAAAUCACUGAUAAUUCAACGUCGUUUGAUGUAGAACCCGUAAUAUCGAAUAAAGCCAUUUCAUCAAGUUAUACAAAUCUUAACGGUUUACCGAUAUUAACAAAACCUCAUAAUAAAAUGAAUAUCCUCGCUAAUGAUGCACCUUUAAAAGGAAAUAUCUCAGAUUGCACGAAUACGUCAGUGAUUUGCGGAGAUGGUUCUUGCUUGCCGGAGACGACUAAAUGCAAUCAACUUAUAGAUUGCAGUGACGGCACAGAUGAAGAAAACUGCAAUUGUGCUGAUUAUUUAAAAUCACAGUAUCUGUUAGGAAAAAUAUGCGAUGGUGUAGUGGAUUGUUGGGAUUAUUCAGAUGAAAAUCGUUGUGAUUGGUGCCAGCCUGAACAAUAUGUAUGCAGCAAUUCGAAAGUCUGUAUUGACAAACACAAAAUAUGUGAUGGAUUUAAAGACUGCCCACAAGGGGACGAUGAAAGACAAUGCGUUACUAUUUCCUCCAAUAUUGAAUCAGCUGAUAAAUUCCCUUAUUUUGCAGAAGGAUUUCUCAUGGUGAGGAAAUACGGCAAAUGGGGUAAACUUUGCAUUGACAAUUUUGAAUCAGUCGUCAAUUUAACCCAUAUCGCCUGGCAAAUUCCAGACUUGGGAAAAGCUGUCUGCAAAUCUAUGACAUAUCAAAGUAUGUCUUCAAUACGAACUGUAACUGAAAGCAAAAAUAACAAUUCUGGAUACUUCGAACUGACUUUUUCAUUUCAAAACGAAACUAAAUCAAGCUUAUCUUUUAAAAACUCAAACUGCACUGAUAAGAAAAUCGUCAUGGUCGAAUGUCAGUCACUAGAAUGUGGUGCACGUCCUCAAGUUGUUAAACAUAUCGCCAGAGUGGUGGGAGGUGGCAAUGCUGGCUUAGGAGCUUGGCCUUGGCAAGCAGCUUUGUACAAAGAAGGGGAAUUUCAAUGUGGUGCAACCCUCUUAUCAGACAGAUGGCUGGUGUCAGCUGGUCAUUGUUUUUACCAUGCUCAAGAUGAAUAUUGGAUAGCAAGAUUAGGAGCUCUACGACGUGGAACAUCCCUGCCAUCACCCUAUGAACAGCUACAGCCAGUUGUUAAAAUUAUAGUCCAUCCAGGAUAUGUAGAUUCAGGAUUUAUCAACGAUAUUUCUUUGUUAAAACUGAAAGCUCCUGUAAUAUUCAGUGAUUACGUAAGGCCUGUAUGUUUACCUCAACCAAAUCAGGUUCCUGCAGAUGGGAGACUGUGCACUGUAAUUGGCUGGGGCCAGUUGUUUGAAGUUGGGAGAAUAUUUCCCGAUACAUUGCAAGAAGUACAGGUGCCUAUUAUAACCACAUCAGAAUGCAGGAAAAGAACUUUGUUUUUAUCACUGUAUCACAUAACUGAAGACAUGUUUUGCGCUGGUUACGAACGUGGUGGAAGAGAUGCUUGUCUAGGAGACUCAGGUGGUCCACUUAUGUGCCCUGAAUCAAAUGGCAGAUGGACUCUUCAAGGCAUAACGAGUAAUGGAUAUGGUUGCGCAAGAGCAAACAGACCCGGCGUCUACACAAAAGUGGCUAAUUAUGUGGAAUGGAUAAAAUUUAUCAUCAAUAAUGAUCAGUUGAACGCCCAAAACGAGAUCUCGAAGAAUUCCUGCACGGGUCACAGAUGUCCCCUUGGAGAAUGUCUGCCUGAAAGCCGACUAUGUAACGGUUUUAUAGAAUGUAGCGAUGGUAGUGAUGAAAAAAAUUGUACAAAUCAAAAAUCAGAAAGAUUUUAGUGAUAGUAGAUAAUUACAAUGAUGUUAAUUAAGGAACUUUUUAGUAAUAUAAUUGGGAGGUUUGUCACAGCUACCCCAUUAAUCGUAGAUUCUUCCUUAGUGAUUUCUGUUGAUAAGUUCCUUUGGAAGAUAUCUGUGGAAGAAGCUCCAUACGAACCAAAUACUCAACGUUGAUGUAGGUAUUUCUAUUAAUUGUUUCUUUGGAAGAGUAUACUUGAUGGUCUUUAAGAUAUUUAUGUUUCUAUGCCAAUUAUUUUAGCUUCUUUCUCGUCUUUUUUAUUUUUUUUAAUGCAUUUUCGUUCGUGGGUAAUUAUUCUAAGGAAGUUCUGACGAAAAAUGAAACGGCUUAAAUAUUUAAAGGUAGCCCAUAUUAAAAAUUAUAAACCACCUUUAAAUAGUUAAGCCGUUCCACGUAUUACUUGGGUACUAAUGCCUUUCCCACGUAGGUUGAUUACAACGUCGUUAUCAGCCGAUAAGCCGAGAGCAGACGCGUGACCUUGAUAUGGAUAAAAAUUGCUAUUUUGGACCUUAUGGAGAUUUGCACGUUAAAAUGGUCCAUUUUGCGUUUAAAUUCCCCUAGAAUAGUUUCUUUCCAGGUUCAUUAGGUUAAAGGAUUUUUAUUGUUAUUUAUUGUCCAUCAUCCUUGAAAAGGGAUAAUGAAUAAUGAGUAUACAUCAUAAAUUCAGGAUGGCAUAGAAGCAUCAAAACUGGAGCUGUGUCGGAACUUCCUUACUUGUAG